This is a messenger RNA of Gavia stellata (red-throated loon), 840 nucleotides long. RefSeq names its product ELOVL fatty acid elongase 7 (gene ELOVL7). Gene Ontology annotation, biological process: fatty acid elongation, monounsaturated fatty acid; sphingolipid biosynthetic process; very long-chain fatty acid biosynthetic process. Gene Ontology annotation, molecular function: fatty acid elongase activity. The record is from RefSeq and is a predicted model, not a curated record. The coding region runs from base 1 to 840 and encodes 279 amino acids. The transcript has 7 exons. Lineage: Eukaryota; Metazoa; Chordata; Aves; Gaviiformes; Gaviidae. Gene Ontology annotation, cellular component: endoplasmic reticulum; endoplasmic reticulum membrane.
AUGGCCUUUCACAAUCUGACAUCAAAGGCUGUACUACUGUAUGAUGAAUGGAUUAAAGAUGCUGAUCCAAGACUGGAAGGCUGGCCACUCAUGUCUUCACCUUUUCCAACAACCUUUAUCAUUGGAACCUACAUUUAUUUUGUCACUUCCUUGGGACCCAAACUCAUGGAAAAUAAAAAACCUUUUGAACUCAGGCAGAUAAUGGCAUUUUAUAAUUUUAGUGUGGUAGCCCUCUCUUUAUAUAUGACUUAUGAAUUUCUUAUGUCAGGUUGGGCCACAGGGUACUCAUUCCGGUGCGAUAUUGUUGACUACUCGAGGUCACCUACUGCUCUAAGGAUGGUACGAACUUGUUGGCUUUACUACUUUUCCAAGUUCAUUGAAUUAUUAGACACUAUAUUUUUUGUGCUGCGUAAGAAAAACAACCAAGUUACAUUCCUGCAUGUCUUUCAUCAUUCCAUCAUGCCAUGGACCUGGUGGUUUGGAGUCAAAUUUGCUGCAGGUGGUUUAGGAACAUUUCAUGCUUUGCUGAAUUGUAUUGUCCAUGUGGUCAUGUACACCUAUUAUGGAAUCUGUUCUUUGGGACCAGCCUAUCAUAAAUAUUUGUGGUGGAAAAAAUACUUGACAACUAUACAACUUGUCCAGUUUAUUAUGAUUACAGCCCAUAUAGGACAAAUCUACAUCAUGGAUGAUUGUCCGUACCAGUAUCCGAUUUUCAUGUUUAUUAUUUGGCUAUACGGCUCUAUGUUUUUAAUCUUGUUUCUCCACUUCUGGUACCACGCUUACACGAAGGGACAAAGACUACCAAAGAUGGCAAGAAACGGGGUCAGAAAAGAUCAGUGA